UCUCCCGCUCUCACCGAAUCUUUGUUCAUUCAUUCAUUGCUUUGCUUUGCUGUUCCGAUCUUUUCUCUUUCUUCUCCUAAACCCUACCUUGUUCUACUGCCACCAUUUUCGUUCUGCUUCCUACACUCUAAUGCUACUUCCCAACAUUCCCCCCUUUUCCUCUCCGCUUUUUCACCUUUGAAAGUUCCAACGUUGUACCUGUUCCCGCCCCAGGAUUCACGCCACCAACAAUUUACCGGGUUUGACUUACCUGAAUGACACUAAGCUGCUGAUACUUGUUUAUGCGGAAGCAAGUGAUGAUGGAGAGUUUAGUUGUUAUGGAUUGCUGUGAGUGCCCAGGUGAUAAUGGUAAGGAAAAUGGAGGUAGUGAAAAUGGUAUAGAAAAUGAGAGUUUAGGUGAUCAUAUACUCGAGGAAAUGGAAUCCUUCUGGUUGGAUAUCGAUGAGAGGUUGACCAUUUCUAGGAUGGUGAGUGACUCUGUCAUAAAGGGCAUGGUUAAUGCCAUAGAGCAGCAGGCAGCUGAGAGAAUUGCACAGAAAGAACUGGAGGUGGUUGAGCUAAAGAAAAUGCUUCAUAAUGGCCAUGUGGGUCCUGAUGAAACUAAAACAUUGUGCUCUUUGGCAACUUAUCUUCAUGAUCCUGGUGAUGCCGGUGCAUAUAAUCUUUCAAAUGGUGUUGUUGCGGAAUCCAUGGACACUCUUCAAAUUUCAGUGGAUGAGAAAUUAAAUCAGCUCAAGAAAGAAAUAAAUAAAAUAAGAUGCUCUGGUUCCAUGAGAAGAAUUGGUUCAGGAGCCGACAUUGUGGGUUUAGGUGGUAUUUUGGACGAGAGUGUACCAGAAAGAUGGAUUUAUGUUGAUAAAAUUUUUGAGAGUCUAAGAGAUACUCUUGACGGUUUCUGCUUAAGAAUGCAAUUGAUUGAUCAGUUAUCAAUGGCGUCUCUUUCUGAAUGGCGGCAGGAGCAUGAGUUUCGGUCAGAGGUUGAAAGGAUGGUAAUCAGCAAUUGUAUUAUGGGUCUGCAGCAGGAUUUUCAACAUAAACUGUUGGACCUUUAUGACUUAGAAAGUAGAAAUUGUUUUAGCCAACACAAAGAUAUCUCUAAUUUGCGCCAGGAAUUGAAUUCAAUUUUUAAAAUACUAUCUGCUUCUGAAACCGGGCUUCUUAUUUCCCAUGGUUCCCUUGAGAAUGGGGAGGAAUGGUGUGUUAAUAAGAGGGCUGAUCAUUUCCACUGGAAGAUUGCAACAAAUCAUUCAUCACCGUCAACUUUGGAAGAAAAUGGCAAACAUGAGGACCCAAAGGAGAGCGACGCUGAGCACUUGGAUCCUUCCAUAUUACAGCACUUGAAUAGAGAUGAGUUGAUUACCCAUGUUAAUUCUGAGAUAACGAAGAUGAAAAGAGACCAUGAAUCUCAAGUGCAAGAGAUGACUGAAGAAAACUUUCGCCUUAGGCGGGAAUUGUUGAAUUUGAAAGGAGGUUCUUCUUUAUCAUUGAAGAAGGACAAAGACUUUGAUUUGUUGAAGAAAAAAAUUCCUACUGUCAUCUCAAAAUUGGAUGAAAUUCUUGUUGGAAAUGAAAAAAUGCAUCAACUCACCGAAAGCUUUGAAUCUCUUAGCAUUCUGAAGGAUAGAUUGGAUACCUUAGACUUGGAGAAUCAUCAACUGAAGGACAUGCUGACAGAUAAGGAAAAGGAAGUCAAGAAUCUUUCUUCUCAGCUUUCUGCAGCUCUGGAGAAAUUGUCACAACAGCAUCUGGCUGAGAAAAAAAUGUCACAAACUAUUCAGAAGCUCGAGGAUGAUAUAGUGGAUGCAAAUGCCGGAGUUUCAAUUAUUCAAGGUAUAUAUAAAUCUCUCUUUGAUGGUAUUGCGAGUGGUUUCAGAUGCAUCACUGAGGAGUUACAUCUGAAGAACAUUAUCAUGGAAGAAAUAUAUGAAAUAAUGUUAAAAGAAGUUGCUUACAAUGCUCACGCUUCUAGUAGGUUUGAAAUUGAGGAUGCAGAUAUGGAGUCAACUAUGGUGCAAGGACUAUUGGAUAUUAAUCAUAUUAUAUUUAGAGAAUCUUUGGUGGGUGCAGAAAGAGCGUUAAAAUUGGAAGCUGGUGAGAAAGAGGAACUAAAACAAGGAAUGCUUAUGUUGACAUCAAAAGUGGAAGAGAAGGAGAAAUCAGCACAGGAGGCAGCAUAUGCAUUGAUACAAGAGAAGCAAAAUAUGGAGUUGGUCACUGAACAGCUUAAGAUUUUGAGAGAUGAGACAGCUUGGCAACAGAAAACAAUUGCAGAGAACAAUAAAGAGCUGAGUGUCACUAAGGGUCACCUGGAUGCAGCAUCCAAGGAAAUUGAACUAUACAAGAAGCAAAUAUGCAAGUUACAUGAGGAUCAUGAACAGAUCAUGAAUGAGCACAGAGAAAGUGAUGAAGAAAGAAGGGUGCUUCGCCUUGUUACGAAAGACCAACAAGAUGCACUAACACUUAUUGAGGCUAAAGAAAUGGAGACAAGGAGGCAAAUGGAAUCAACCAUUCAUCUCGUUCAUAAGUUGUCCUCAGAGGUUACUGCUUUUGAAGCUAGAGUAAAUGGUGAUAUUUCUAGAAGUUUGUUGAGGCUUGAUAACAUGAGUUCAGAGUUCUCACGCUUAAAAAACAAAGCCAACAUACUUAAAACUGUGGGUUUUGUGUACAAGAGAAGGCUAGAAACAACUAACUCUAAUCUUGCAAAGGCUGAAGCAGAGGUUGAUCUUUUGGGGGAUGAGGUUGAUACUCUUCUUCGCCUCCUUGAAAAGAUAUGCAUUGCUCUUGAUCAUUAUUCGCCCAUAUUGAAGCAUUACCCAGGGAUUCUUGAGACUCUGGAGCUUGUAAGAAGAGAACUGGAUCAACAGAUCAGAAAACGUGUUUGAGAUGGGCCAGGUACCAAAGUUGUAUAGUUUGUUCACAAAAAGUUUACAAAGCAGGAUUUUUUGUUCUCCUAAAUGGAAAAAAGGAAAUUCAGCAACAGAAAAGAUUCCACAACACAAACCUUUGUUUUUGCCAUACACACUGAUGCUAUAUAUUAUGGUCUAGGAGACAUGAUAGGUUCCAUUGCUCGUAGUAAACAACAAAUUAGUCUUCUCUUUCUGUGAUCGUAGUUUGUUAAUGGCAUUCUGUACAUGUUCUUAUUGUAGAAUAGAUGUGAUAUGUGAAUUAUUUAUUAGAUAAUUUUACAAUUACUAGCAUUAA
Messenger RNA from Arachis duranensis, 3201 nucleotides. Its product is annotated as WPP domain-associated protein. Bases 282 to 2882 code for a protein of 866 amino acids. The transcript is spliced from 6 exons. The record is from RefSeq and is a predicted model, not a curated record. Lineage: Eukaryota; Viridiplantae; Streptophyta; Magnoliopsida; Fabales; Fabaceae.